This is a messenger RNA of Saccoglossus kowalevskii, 1248 nucleotides long. Its product is annotated as tripartite motif-containing protein 2-like. The record is from RefSeq and is a predicted model, not a curated record. NCBI's taxonomy places the organism in Eukaryota, Metazoa, Hemichordata, Enteropneusta, Harrimaniidae. Gene Ontology annotation, molecular function: protein binding; zinc ion binding.
AUGAUCACAAAUCAAGAAGAAAAAAUGUUAAAAGAUAUCAAAAUGAAGUUUGAUAUCAGAAGAAAAAUCCUAACCCAAAAAUACGAGCGCUGUGAGCUGCAUCUGACGUUGCUACAGACGUGCUCAGACUAUGCGGAUAGCUUGCUCAGACACAACAACAACGUCGGAUUCCUUUAUUUGGAACGACAGGCCGAAGCCCGUAUGCGGGAACUCAUUAAUAUGGACAUCGAGAUCGAACCAGAACAAACUGGAUGUCUCCAGUUUUUACGAAAUGAAGUACUAAUACAGCACAUUAUAGAGAAAGACAUUGGUCAAGUUGCGACGACACCAGCACUGGCUGUCAUGUCUUUCUCAGAUCACCGUAGCGGGCACACUUCAAGCAGUCAGAUACCGCGGUUAUUACCGAGCAAUGUCAAGCCAACGUUCAAGAGGAUAUUGAAAACAAGGCACGAGAGGGGUUCCCAUGGUUACAUAAGAAAACCAAAUGGCGUGUUAGUCAAUCAAAAUGGCGAUAUCAUCGUAACCGAUCCGAUUAAUAGUCGUGUGGUGGUGUAUGGUAGUGAUGGUAAUUACAAAAAGGCAAUAUGUUUACCGGAAAGAGGCACUUUCAAACCUGGUGGGAUAUGUAAAGUUAACAAUACAGACAUCGCUAUCGCCGACAGGGGCGGCAAUAAUCGAGUAGUUAUAUCAGACAAGAAUGGGACAUUCAAGUCACACUUUGGACAGGGAGAACUGCAAGGUCCUGUGUCUAUUGCAUCUGGCAACAAGAGGUUAUAUGUAGUUGAUAAGGAACCGCCAGGUGUGAAAGUCUACAAGCCAAGUGGUAAAAUGAUACGAUGUAUCGAAGGAAAAAUUAGUACCCGAGACAGUAUGCGAGAUCCCCGCCAUAUUGCUAUCACUCACACAUCCGGCAACAUUUUAAUCGCUGACGUCGACAUCAAGCGCGUGCUUUUGUUUGAUUCGCAUGGACGUUUCCUAUAUUCCAUAGGUUCCACUGGUAGAGGGUCGGGACAGUUUACAAAUCUACAGGGCGUUGCUGUUGAUAAGUUCAACAAUAUAUUCAUAUGUAGUGAGCAUCGUCUUCAGAUGUUUCGAGAGGACGGAACACCUGUGUGCCGCGUUGACAACGAAGAUGACGUCUUGAUCUACCCACACAGCGUCACGGUUGUGAAUGAUGUACCGUGUAAAGUGGUCGUUGUAGGGGACGAAUUUGAUGGUUACGUCGCUGUUUAUGAGUUGGUUCAAUAA